Molecule: messenger RNA, 959 nt
Organism: Brassica napus (rape)
Lineage: Eukaryota; Viridiplantae; Streptophyta; Magnoliopsida; Brassicales; Brassicaceae
Exons: 5
Coding region: 93-767 (224 amino acids)
Biological process (GO): positive regulation of ATP-dependent activity; protein folding
Cellular component (GO): cytosol
Molecular function (GO): protein-folding chaperone binding; ATPase activator activity
Source: RefSeq, a predicted model, not a curated record
CAACUAAUCUCGAAAUAAACAAAAGAAUAGUAUGAAAAUAAUACAAGACUUGGAUCUGAGCCUAGAGGAGAAGUGAGAGUGAAAGUGAAACCAUGGAGCGAGAGGGGGAGGAGGAGAAGAAGAAAGAGGGAUCGUAUAGGUAUUGGGUGAGAGAAGCCACAUCAGACGCAGCUCCUCCUCCUCUUCCCCAGAAGCUCACUAACAACGACGUCGUCGCUCCCAAUGCUCCUGCUCUCGGCUCCCUCUGGAAUCAGGCUGGCACUUGGGAGGAGAAAAAUCUCACUAAAUGGGCCACUGAUCGAUUAAAGGUUUCUUUUUUUCAGUGUUCUUUUGUUCUUUCUAUGGCAAAAGAAUUAAUCUUUGGUCCUUUGAAAUCGAAUCGUUGCUCGCAGGAGCUGCUGGGAUCAGUGGGUUCUUUGCAGUUUUCUUCUGGAAAAGCUGAGAUUUUUGAUGUUAACAGAUGUGUUGGAGAUGCUUUCUUGGUGACAGUUAGGAACAAGAAAAGAGUUGGCUAUACUUACGAGCUUUCCCUCAAAGUCCAAGGAGAGUGGUCAUUUGAAGAGGAUAUGAAGAAGGUUAAGGGGAGUCUCGACAUUGCUGAGUUCUCAUUUGGCGAGCUUGAUGAUCUUGAGGUGGAUGUGAAGCUUAGCGAUGACAAAGAGCUUUCCCAGCAACUGAAGCAGCGGAUUAGGCUGGAUUUGAAGCAGUUCUUGGAGCCUGUACGCCUGAAACUCGGCCAGUUCGAGCAGGAUCUCAAAGAUCGAUAGUGGUUGGUUGUUCUCAUUGGCUACUUCUUUCCAUUUCAUAACAGCCAUUUUCAGUUAAUGUCGAGAACGUGGCUAGACAUUGUAUUACAUCUUAGCAGUUCUUCUUUUGUAUUCAUGCUACAUCUGUUUACCAACACGUCUCCUUUGAUAGUCAUUUCAGUUUAAUCAAUCAACUUUUAGUAUUUUACCUAA